Eruca vesicaria subsp. sativa (arugula) is the source of this 1525-nucleotide messenger RNA. The record is from the annotation of a GenBank genome assembly. Lineage: Eukaryota; Viridiplantae; Streptophyta; Magnoliopsida; Brassicales; Brassicaceae.
UUCCUCUGCUUAUAAUCUUCGUUCUCUAUUUCUCUCAGCUUCAUCUACUUAAUUUUCACCAAGACCUCUUCUCUUCUUUUCCGGUCAAGAUCGGUUUACUCAUCAUAUCCAUCCUGUUCUAUGCUUACUCAAGCACCCGGUCUAAACCAGUUUACCUAGUCGACUUCUCAUGUCACCAACCCACCGACUCUUGCAAAAUCUCGUCCGAAACGUUCUUCAACAUGGCCAAAGGUGCUCAACUCUACACCGAAGAAACAAUCCAAUUCAUGACAAGGAUACUAAACCGGUCCGGUUUAGGAAAUGAUACGUACGCCCCACGUUGCAUGUUGACCUCUCCACCAACACCAUCGAUGUUCGAGGCGAGACAUGAAGCCGAAUUAGUCAUCUUCGGAGCUCUUAACUCACUAUUCAAGAAAACCGGAGUCGAACCGAGAGAUAUUGGAAUCUUCAUUGUAAACUGUAGCUUGUUUAACCCUAACCCAUCUCUCUCCUCCAUGAUCGUAAACCGGUACAAGCUCAAAACCGACGUGAAAACAUACAAUCUCUCCGGUAUGGGAUGCAGCGCCGGUGCAAUCUCUGUCGAUCUCGCCACGAAUCUUCUUAAAGCAAACCCUAAUACCUAUGCAGUCAUUGUUAGCACGGAGAACAUGACUCUUAGCAUGUAUCGAGGCAACGACCGGUCCAUGUUAGUCCCUAACUGUUUAUUUCGGGUAGGAGGUGCCGCGGUUUUGCUCUCAAACCGGAGCCAAGAUAGAGUUCGGUCUAAGUACGAGUUGACUCAACUCGUGAGAACCCACAAAGGCGCUAGCGACAAACAUUACACUUGUGCUGACCAAAAAGAAGACGACAAAGGUAUCGUUGGAGUAUCACUAUCUAGAGAACUAACCAUUGUUGCUGGCGACACGUUAAAGACGAACCUAACCACACUUGGUCCGCUUGUUUUGCCAUUAUCUGAAAAGCUCCGGUUUAUCCUCUCUAUUGUGAAGAGUAAGCUUUUUCGGUUAAAGAGCAGUCCAUAUGUUCCGAAUUUUAAACUAUGUUUUGAGCAUUUCUGUAUCCACGCUGGUGGUAGAGCGUUACUUGACGCGGUUGAAAAAGGUCUUGGCCUCAGUGAAGUUGAUCUUGAGCCGUCUCGGAUGACUUUGCACCGGUUUGGAAACACUUCGAGCUCGUCUCUGUGGUACGAGCUGGCUUACAUAGAGGCUAAGUGUCGGGUCAAGCGAGGUGAUCGGGUCUGGCAGUUGGCGUUCGGGUCGGGUUUUAAAUGCAAUAGUAUUGUGUGGAGUGCGUUGAAAACGAUUCCGGCGAUUGAGUCAUUGGUGGGCAACCCGUGGGGUGACUCGGUUCAUAAGUAUCCGGUUCACGUGAUAUAACUUUAGUAGCGAAGCCACGUGACAAAGUGUUGUACUUAUAUCAUAUCUAGUUUUCUUUUUUUUUUGGGUCAAAUUAUAUGUCAUAUCUAGUGAGUGUAUCUUUUUAACCUAAACCGUUACCUAAUAUAUGUAUUAAGCGAAUCAUCGUCUAA